Molecule: messenger RNA, 143 nt
Organism: Ambispora leptoticha
Lineage: Eukaryota; Fungi; Glomeromycota; Glomeromycetes; Archaeosporales; Ambisporaceae
Source: the annotation of a GenBank genome assembly
AUACGUACGACAGCAAUUGCAAUGGCAAGAGCUACUCCAACUUCUAUCAGUUUAUAAAAUAACGGAUGAAAAGUUCUUCCGAGAAUUUCAAGAAAAUUUGACUGCAAUUCGCCUUUAUGAUGAUGCUCAUGCUUCAAAAAGUU